This is a messenger RNA of Limulus polyphemus (Atlantic horseshoe crab), 1381 nucleotides long. It is a transcript of the gene Snm1, whose product is annotated as 5' exonuclease Apollo-like. Gene Ontology annotation, molecular function: 5'-3' DNA exonuclease activity; damaged DNA binding. Gene Ontology annotation, biological process: protection from non-homologous end joining at telomere; double-strand break repair via nonhomologous end joining; interstrand cross-link repair. The record is from RefSeq and is a predicted model, not a curated record. Lineage: Eukaryota; Metazoa; Arthropoda; Merostomata; Xiphosura; Limulidae. Bases 62 to 1378 code for a protein of 438 amino acids. The transcript is spliced from 3 exons.
AAACGGCUAAAAAAAAUCAAGUCUGCUAGUUAUCAACUUGUUCUCAGUAUUAACUUGUAUCAUGGGAGGAAGCAGAAAUGGCCAUAUUAUUACUGGCACGCCUAUUGCAGUGGAUUUUUGGAAAAUUUCAGAAUGUUCGUUUGUCAAGUUGUUUUUCCUAACCCAUCUUCAUGCUGAUCACAUAAUGGGACUGAGCAAGAGUUGGUGCUUCCCCAUCUACACAUCUCCUGUCAAUGCUAGCCUGCUCCCAUUGAAAGUUACAGGUUUGGACCCUACUCUUGUGAAACCUUUGCAGUUGUAUGAAGAGCAUCUUAUCCCAGUUUGUAAAAGUCAAACCUCAUCCACCACUGUUACUGUGACUCUUUUUGAAGCUAACCAUUGUCCAGGUGCAGUAAUGUUCUUGUUUCAAGGAGAAUUUGGAAAUGUGUUGUAUACAGGUGACUUUCGUUACAAGCCAGAAAUUUUGAAUGUAAAACUACUACCAACUAUUGACAUACUAUAUUUAGACAACACCUACUGUUCUCCAGAAUGUAUGUUUGAAACUCAGGAGGAGGCAACACGAACAGUGGUAGAAAAAGUUAAGGAGUUACUGGAGGAGAACAGAAAAAUUUUAAUUGGCAUAGAUAGUCUUGGAAAAGAGAAUCUUCUUUUAAGCAUCUUUGAGGAAACAGGUUGUGAAAUAAGUGUCACGGAAGAAAGGAUGAAAACAUUGAAAACUUUAGACAUUAGUCAUAUUGCAACACAUUUAGAUUCUAAAAUUAUGGCAGUUCCAACACAAAUAAUCAAUGCCAAGACCAUGAUGCAUUGGAAUAAAGUAUGCCCUACUUCUGCCAUUUUACCAACAGCUAGAUUUGUUGGAUGUGGAUCAGAUCCUUAUGUCAAUUACAAAGAUAUUUACGUUGUCCCGUAUUCAGAUCAUUCUUCUUUUUCAGAGCUUAGGUUGUUUGUUGAUCUUGUUCACCCACAUUCAGUUGUGCCUAUUGUCCCUAAAGAUGCUAAAGGUGUGUUUGGCAGAGACAUAUCUGAUAGAGCAGAUAUGAGUGUAUUUUGUGCAUUACUGAGAAAAGAAAGAACUGAUGCUGAAGAGUAUUGGAAAGAUUCUGAAGAUAACUUCAGUGUUGACGGCUCAGGAGACUGCAUAGGUCCAGAUUUCAGAUUAAAGAUUCAGCAAAAAACAGCAACAAAUGCUAGUCUUACAACAACCAAUGAAGUUGAGGUUAAAAGUGACUGUGAGAGAACAUCUGAAAGUGUACAUUCAUGCAGUAGUGAUGAAGAAGACACUGUGUGGGAAGUGCUUCGUUUAAAUGGGACCAGCCCUAUCCCAGAAGUAAGGUAUUUUACUCGAAACCCUUUUGGGAUUCGCUUUAAAAAAAAAUAAUCU